ACAAGCAUAGAUAUACCUCAUCUUAUUGUAAGUACGCAGUUUCAGAGCAAUCUAGCUAUAUUCAUUUUAAAAUGUCUAAAAUUAAGUUUGUAUGGAGAACCAAGCUUGCGGCGGACUCUUACUAAAUGGCUGUCAAAAUAUUGCGUUGCAGACUUAUCUUGAUCUAACUCUACGAAUUUUAUUAAACCUUACCUAUUUAAGUGCCCUAAAAAUCCAAAUCAUUAUGACAUUUAUCUUCUGGCAAAUGUCACUUUUCUGUCACCAUUGUGUACAUAUCCUUGCUGAUAAAAACAUAAAAACCUAUAAAAAGAAAAGUAAACAAAGAAAAUUCUUACGCAAACAUGGUAUAGAUACUUUGGCCGUAUUGGCUCUUGGGCAGGCGUUAGACCGCAGUAUUCAAGAUGAGCUCGCUGGAAGGUGACGCGAAGGAUGGAUUGUUCAACAAGGAUUCCGAUUCUGACAUUUCCAUAGAAGACCGAAUGGAGCUACUUCAGCAAGCUCGUAACUACGCGUACCACGCAAAGGCAGCUUCCUACUUAGUGUCACCUACGCGGCCUUCUGAAUCUUCGUCCAAUGCCCUUGAGCCCAACCUGAUCAGAAGAUCUGCAUCCUACAUCUUGACGAGAUCCGAUCAUCUGGAGAGCAACGUGGACAACUGGAUGGCUAACGAAGAACUUGAAGAAGCGAGAAGACUUAGACGAAAUGCGACGGUAGUCCGGCAACAACCAAACCUGGCCGAGAAUCACGGAGCUCUGGCGAGUUUUUGGUACAUGUUAGCAUUGCUUCCUUUAGUCAACCUACAUCGGCAGGGAUGGUGCAGCCCAAGAAAUUCCAUCAUAAUAGUAUUGAAUACUGUGGACCUCUUUGCUGCGUGGCUCAAACAAAUGGUUUCCUAUUUACGAACACAGAUAUCUCGGGUAGAUAUCGACCAGGUACUUCAGGAUUGUUUCGUAGUAGGAAUGGAUACUAUCCUGGCGCUGCAAACGUUUGCCUUCAUACUGCUGUCCUAUUACCAGACGUCUUUAUAAAAAACAAAGAUCACUUCAAAUGUAUCCUCUUUCUAUUAAACAAUGUGAUUAUUAUUAAAAAAA
Molecule: messenger RNA, 1091 nt
Organism: Cydia pomonella (codling moth)
Lineage: Eukaryota; Metazoa; Arthropoda; Insecta; Lepidoptera; Tortricidae
Exons: 7
Coding region: 402-1028 (208 amino acids)
Source: RefSeq, a predicted model, not a curated record